Topomyia yanbarensis is the source of this 1180-nucleotide messenger RNA. RefSeq lists its product as uncharacterized. The transcript is spliced from 2 exons. The coding region runs from base 1 to 897 and encodes 298 amino acids. Lineage: Eukaryota; Metazoa; Arthropoda; Insecta; Diptera; Culicidae. The record is from RefSeq and is a predicted model, not a curated record.
AUGAGUGCUUCAAAACGAGGAACCAACUGGACUACGCAGGAGGACGAGGCAUUAUGCGCUGCUUGGUUGAACACCUCGCAGGACGCUAGCAUCGGCAUUAACCAGCGCGCAAAAACGCUUUACGAUCGCGUGUUUGAUCGUUUUCUGGAGAUAUGCAGCGAAAAUCACGUUCCGGGUAAUCCAGAACUACGCGCCCCUAGCGGAAUAAAAGCUAGAUGGCAUCACAUUAGUAAAAUGGCAAGCAAGUUUGCAGGUUGUGUUGCCCAAAUCGAGAACCGUUGCCAAAGUGGGGCGUCUCCUGAGGAUUUUUUGAGACAAGCGAUUGCACUAUUUGCAACGACGGAGAAGACUCCAUUUACUUUAAUGCACUGCUACAGCAUACUGCAAAGUGCCCCGAAAUGGCAGCAGUAUCACACAGUAAAGAAAUCACCCACUCCAAAAAGGUUAGCUGCAGAAAUUGAUUUGGCCAGAGGCGAAACAGAUCUGCCAGAUCCAGUGCCUUCAUCUUCCGACCGUCCUAUCGGUCAAAAGGCCUGUAAAGCGCAAAGGUUGAGCCAAGGAUGCGCCUCUAAUCACGUCGGAAGUGAAAUAGCGAAAGCGGGGAAUAUGUUGGCUAUUGCUGCGAAGGAACGACUGAUGUACUGCAGGCAAAAGGCACUCGCCUUAAGCAGAAUGGCAAACCACGCCAUUAUGUCUGUGGAUAUUAAUGGUUUAAACGAAACAGCAAGAGAGUUUUACUUGCUGGAACAAAAAAGGAUCCUGAACGAAACCAAAGAGGCUUUCAAAAACGAACUGGAGCCUAGACCGGAGCCUCUAGACGAUGAUAGGGAGGAUGUAGAGAAUACUAUUGAAAAUAAUGAUGUUGUAGAUAAGUCUGAUUCUGAUGGAGAUUUUUAAUAUUUUAUUUAUUUAUUAUUAAUUUUUUUUUUCGCCGUAUUUAUAGGCUUAUUCUUUUUUCCGUUACAUCAUAUGAUUUAUAAAUAUAAUGCAGUAUUAUGAAUUUAAAAAAGCCUGCUUUAUUCCACCUAGUGGUGCGAUUGUAUCUUUUUCGAUUGUCCAAACUAUGAUUAAUUAGCUCAUGUUCAAUAUAAUUGUGGAAACGUCUACUACAUUAUUAUUAUACUUGGCACGUAAGUCGACGCUGACACACUUUAAACUACCACGAAAGUCGUUACAAAUU